Molecule: messenger RNA, 2723 nt
Organism: Nerophis ophidion (straightnose pipefish)
Lineage: Eukaryota; Metazoa; Chordata; Actinopteri; Syngnathiformes; Syngnathidae
Product: gastrula zinc finger protein XlCGF57.1-like
Exons: 4
Coding region: 587-2515 (642 amino acids)
Biological process (GO): regulation of transcription by RNA polymerase II
Molecular function (GO): RNA polymerase II cis-regulatory region sequence-specific DNA binding; DNA-binding transcription factor activity, RNA polymerase II-specific
Source: RefSeq, a predicted model, not a curated record
UCUCACAACUUUACUAACUUUAUUUUUAUUUUUAACACAAAUCUUGAAUAGAUUGUCUAUAGGAAGAUGAAUUGUCAUGUGAGGAUGAUACACUGAUUGUUUUACAUUGUUCAUAAAACGAGAUAGUGUCAGACACACAAUAUUUAUGAGAGGUUGAUGUUUGUAACAAUGUGUAUCAACAUGUUUACACAAAACUCACACAGUCACCGGGGGAAUAUUCCAGAGAGCAGGUUAAGUGCAAAGUUCUUAGAAUGCAAAGCUCGAGAGUUUUACCUCCAAAAACAAGAGAGGUAAGACAAAGUCAGAGUCAGUUACCAUGGUUACUGACACUGUAAAACUAGCCAGAUAGCUAGCAGGUUUGACAAGUUAUUUAUGUGUGCAAAAGCUAUAUGAUUAGAAUGUAAUUUUCCAGCAUGAUCUGGCACCUGCCCACAGUGCCAAAACCACCAGUAACUGGUGUAUUGACCAUGGCAUUACUGUCCAACUCCCCCGACCUGAACCCCGUAGAGAAUUUGUGGGGUAUUGCGAAGAAGAAGAAGCUGAGAGACACCAGACCCAAUAAUACAAAUGAGACAUCCAUCAGCUGAUGGAACACCAAGAAGAAUGUCUCCCUCAUCUGCAGGGGGACAGUUUCACACAUCCACAGCCCCCCUAUUUUAAAGAGGAAGAGGAGGGAGAGUGUCCUGUAGGGCAGGAGGAGGCUGAUGUCAGCAAGUUUCCACUGACUGUUGUCUCUGUGAAGACUGAAGAGCAUGAAGACAAACCACCUGAGUCCUCACAGCUUCAUCACAGUCCAAACGCCCAGCAGCCCCCCCACAUUAAAGAGGAAAAGGAGGAAGUGUGGAUCAGUCAGGUGGGAGAGUGUCCUGUAGGGCAGGAGGAGGCUGAUGUCAGCAAGUUUCCACUGACUGUUGUCUCUGUGAAGACUGAAGAGCAUGAAGACAAACCACCUGAGUCCUCACAGCUUCAUCACAGUCCAAACGUCCAGCAGGUGUCAGCAGAGAGUCAAGAAGAGAUUCCCUCCAAACAGCAGGAGUGGAGCUCCAGUGUGGGACAGAAGGAGCUACAGGCCCCCUCCCACAUUAAAGAGGAAGAGGAGGAAUUGUGGAAGCAGCUUCAAAGGUUGGAGGAGGCUAAUGAUGAAGAUGAAGCUCAGUCCUUACAGCUUCAUCACAGUCAAAGUGAGGAGAACAGAGGGGCGGAGCUUGUAAGUCAACACAUCACAGAAGCUGAUGGAGAGCAUUGUGAAGAUAUAAAGUCAGAACCAGACAGCAUCUUUGCUCCACUGUCAGACAUGGACCACAUGAUGUCACACUCUUCUGAUCACAGUGACCACAUCCAAAAACCUUUGGAGAGUAAAAAUGACUCCAAAGGUGAUACGAGACAUCACACUAACAACAAACACUUGGACUGCUCUGAAUGUGGGAAAUCAUUUAAACACAAGAGUUAUAUUACAAUACACAUGAGGAUACAUACUGGAGAGAAACGUUUUACUUGCUCUGUUUGUAAGAAAAGUUUCUCCACAAAGCAACACAUGACCACACACAUGAGAACACACACUGGAGAGAAACCUUUUACUUGCUCUGUUUGUAAGAAGCAUUUCUCCACAAAGCAACACAUGACCACACACAUGAGAACACACACUGGAGAGAAACCUUUUACUUCCUCUGUUUGUAAGAAGAGUUUCUCCGUUAAGCCUGCCAUGACCAGACACAUGAGAACACAUACUGGAGAGAAACGUUUUACUUGCUCUGUUUGUAAGAAAAGUUUCUCCACAAAGCAACACAUGACCACACACAUGAGAACACACACUGGAGAGAAACCUUUUACUUGCUCUGUUUGUAAGAAGCAUUUCUCCACAAAGCAACACAUGACCACACACAUGAGAACACACACUGGAGAGAAACCUUUUACUUGCUCUGUUUGUAAGAAGAGUUUCUCCGUUAAGCCUGCCAUGACCAGACACAUGAGAACACACACUGGAGAGAAACUUUUUACUUGCUCUGUUUGUAAGAAGAAUUUCUCCAGAAAGUCUAACAUAACCGAACACAUGAGAACGCAUACUGGAGAGAAACCUUUUACUUGCUCUGUUUGUAAGAAGCGUUUCUCCACAAAGCAACAUGUGAUCACACACAUGCGAACACAUACUGGAGAGAAACCUUUUACUUGCUCUGUUUGUAAGAAGUGUUUCUCCAGAAAGCCUGACAUCUCCAUACACAUGAGAACACACACUGGAGAGAAACCUUUUACAUGCUCUGUUUGUAAGAACAGUUUCUCCACAAAGUCUAACAUGUCCUCACAUAUGAGAACACAUACUGGAGAGAAAAAUUUUACUUGCUUUGUUUGUAAGAAGACUUUCUCCACAAAGCCUAAGAUGUCCGCACAUAUGAGAACACAUACUGGAGAGAAAAAUUUUACUUGCUUUGUUUGUAAGAAGCAUUUCUCCACAAAGCUUGCCAUGACCAGACACAUGAGAGCACACACUGGAGCGAAACAAUUUAGUUGCAAUGUGUGAUAAGAUGUUCCGGCAUAAGUGUCAGGACAGUAAACACAAGUGUGUAACAGUCAUGGAAGCUGCAGGGAUUUAAAAACACUUAGUGAUUGUGCUAAAUGUACUUUAAAAACACAGCAUGUUUAAUAUGAAUGUAUAUUUGAUGUUGUAUGUAGUGCCUCUCAUCUUCUACUGUUAAAUAUAAAGGCCUACUGAAAGCCACUACUAGCGA